This is a messenger RNA of Triplophysa dalaica, 3607 nucleotides long. It is a transcript of the gene srrm1, whose product is annotated as serine/arginine repetitive matrix 1. The record is from RefSeq and is a predicted model, not a curated record. The transcript has 17 exons. Gene Ontology annotation, molecular function: RNA binding. Gene Ontology annotation, cellular component: spliceosomal complex. NCBI's taxonomy places the organism in Eukaryota, Metazoa, Chordata, Actinopteri, Cypriniformes, Nemacheilidae. The coding region runs from base 67 to 2934 and encodes 955 amino acids. Gene Ontology annotation, biological process: regulation of mRNA splicing, via spliceosome; mRNA processing.
GUGAGGUAAGAGCUGCCGCGCCAUAGUGGAUUGUGGGACAUCGUGCCAUAUUGCGACUCGACUAAAAUGGACGCGGGGUUUUUCCGCGGCACCAGUGCGGAGCAGGAUAACCGCUUCAGCAACAAACACAAGAAGCUGUUGAAGCAGCUGAAGUUUGCAGAAUGCCUGGAAAAGAAGGUGGAUAUGACCAAGGUCAACCUGGAAGUCAUCAAGCCCUGGAUUACCCAGCGUGUGACUGAGAUCCUUGGUUUUGAGGAUGAUGUCGUCAUCGAGUUUGUCUUCAACCAGCUUGAGGAAAAGAAUCCAGAUGGGAAGAUGAUGCAGAUUAAUUUGACCGGGUUCCUGAAUGGGAAGAACGCUCGGGAGUUCAUGAAGGACCUCUGGCCGCUGUUGCUGAGUGCUCAGGAGAACAUCGCUGGUAUUCCAUCAGCCUUCCUGGAGCAGAAGAAAGAGGAAAUCAAACAAAGACAGAUUGAGCAGGAGAAGAUAGCCUCUCUGAAAAAGAUAGAUGAUGAGAAAAGAGAGAAGGAGAACAAGGAAAGAGCUCAGUCCAAGAGCCCUAAAAGGAGGAAAUCACGCUCUCCUGUUAAACGUGACCGUAAAGCUAGUCCUUUGCGUUCUCCUCGUCGAAAACCGAGCCCACCUGCUUCGCCGCCUUCUAGUCCACCCAAUCAAAAAGAACUUAAUGAAGAACCAGACCAAUCAGAGAGCUCCAAACCAGAACCACUUAUUCAGGAGGCAUCCUCUACCAGUGAAAUUGUGAGUGAGAUGAAGCCAGACUCUGUGUCUGAAGCUGUGAAAGAGGCGUCCCCAGACAAAACGUCCAAAUCAGAAGACAGGCCUAAACCAAGGGACAGAGAGAAGGACGGUCGCAGAGAUCGCCCGCGUCACCGCUCUCGUUCCCGAUCACCUCGCUCUCGCAGACGACCACGAUCUCGGUCCAGGUCAUUCUCUCCUCGUCGUAGAUCGAGUCCCAGGAGACGAAUCUCCCCUAGACGCAGGAGCCCCCCUAGACGACGCCCACCCUCCAGACAUAGACGCAGCCGUUCACCUGUCCGCAGGAGGCGCUCUCGUUCCCGAUCCUCCUCAGCCAGCUCCUCCUCUCGGUCCCCCAAUAAGAGAGCCGGUAAACGCGGGUCAGGUACACCACCCAGAAAACUUCUACGUCGUUCUGACCCCUCAAGUCCCCCCAGAAGAAGAGGCCGGAGUCCCUCAGGACCAGACACCAGCCCCUCCGCUGCGAAACUCAGGACUGUUGGAAGGAACAACUCUCGUUCUCUUUCUCCAAAACCCAGAAGAUCAGAUGCAUCAGAGUCUGAGGAGGAGAAAUUGGGCAAAGGGUCUACGGCAGAUUCUGUCCAGCAGCGACGUCAGUAUCGCAGACAGAAUCAGCAGUCCUCUUCAGACACUGGGUCAUCCUCUUCCUCUGAAGAUGAAGGCCCGAGGCGGCAGAACAGAGGUGCAGCUGCUAGGAAUGGUGAAAUCAGGAGGCGACGGAGCCAUUCACCUGCAUCACCAAGGAGACGUCACAGAGGUGCAUCCCCAAGAAAGAGGCGCUCUCCGUCCCCUGCUGGCCGUAGGCAUCGCUCUCCAUCUCCUGCUCGUCGACGUAGGUCACCCUCUCCUCCAAGGCGCAGAUCACCAUCCCCACCUCCCAGGCGCUACUCCCCUCCUAUACAGCGUCGCUAUAGCCCCUCCCCUCUUCCAGCUCAAAAGAGACGCCCAUCUGGGUCUCCUCCUCCCAAACGCAGAGGAUCUCCUUCUCCGGUGUCCAAGCGCAGAGGAUCUCCUUCUCCUGUGUCCAAGCGCAGAGGAUCUCCUUCACCUGUGUCCAAGCGCAGAGUUUCUCCCUCGCCCAUGCCCAAGCGCAGAGGAUCCCCGUCACCAUUGCCCAAGCGCAGAGGAUCUCCCUCUCCUGUGUCCAAGCGCAGAGGGUCCCCCUCACCAGUUUCUAAGCGCAGAGCAUCUCCCUCGCCCUUAGCCAAGCGCAGAGGAUCUCCCUCACCCUUAGCCAAUCGCAGAGGAUCACCCUCACCAGUGUCGAAGCGCAGAGCAUCCCCAUCGCCAUUGUCCAAGCGUAGACCAUCCCCCUCACCAGUGUCUAAACGCAGAGGGUCACCUUCACCUGUGGGCAAGCGUAGAGGGUCUCCCUCACCUGUAGUCAAACGUCGCUCCUCUCGUUCCCCCAAACAGAGUCGUGGCAGUAGCCCAGGAAAGAGGCGCACUCCGCCCUCUUCUGCUUCACCACCACCCCGCCAUCGUAGAGGUUCUCCAAAUACCUCUGCACCCCAACGUGGCAGGGACACCCGUUCCUCUCCCUCUACCCAUGCUCCUCGAAUGUCUUCCAGUCCUCAGGCUCGAUAUGCUCCCUCUGGUUCAUCCCCACAGCGACCAAGACGUCAGACAUCCCCGUCUCAUAGCACUAGACCUAUUCGAAGAGUUUCCCGCACACCAGAACCACGCAAACCCCAGCGAGAUUCUCUGAGUCCCCAGCUAGUAAGGAGGCAGGUUUCUCGUUCACCAUCUGCUUCUCCUUCGGCAGCACACAAGAGACCUGCUUCAGUUUCUCCCUGUCGCUCUGCUAGUCACUCCCCUCCUCCACCUGCAAAGAAGAACAGCAGUGGCUCCCCAAGCCCAUCACCUAACAAGAACUCCGAUGUAGAGGCUGGCAAGAAGAAGAAAAAGAAGAAAGAGAAGAAACACAAAAAAGAGAAAAAACACAAGAAGCAUAAGAAACAGAAGAAAGAGAAGAGCGGAGAAGAGAAAAGUGAAGCAGCCACAGUAGGACAAGGACAGGAGCCAGAACCUGAUUCAGACCAGAAAAAGGAAUCAGAAAGCGAAGUAGAAGACCGUUUCGAUGAUCUGGAGAAGCACCUUCGUGAAAAAGCUCUUCGAUCCAUGAGGAAGGCCCAAUUGUCUCCAUCUUCUCAGUGAUGAUUGGCGCCACCUCACCAUUCUUUCUCCUCCACUUUGCAUUUUAAGUGUUUGAUGUUGGUUCAGCUUUAGAAUGUACAAAUUGUUCUAAUUCACCCUAGAAUUUGUUUUUGAUGAAUUCAUUCUUGUUGGCACGUUAUUGUGGGGAGUUUUACGAUGUAGAAAUGAUUGAGCAGGUUUGUCCCCUUCUACACCCUUGAAUACUGUCAACAACUGUUUAUCCAGAAACUAACUUUUUUAGUCCCUAACCCCUCAUUAUUCGUCUUUUGUUUUUACUGCUGUGAUGAAACGCAAGGAAAGCUCAUUGGCAGUUUUGAGUUAAUAUUGUACAAGUUAGCCUAUGGAUUCUCUCUUAACUUCAGCAAGAUUUUUUUAUGAGGCUUCUGUUUGCAUGGACAGCAGACCCCAGUGUGUUUGUCCUCUUGUGUGCAAGAUCUCUAAACCAAAACACCCAGUGAGCUAUAAGAGCUGACCCAGCAGGUUGCUCUCUUUUUAUCUGAGCAUUGUGCCGGCUCGCUUAAGUUCCGCUGUGCACAUGAGAACAAAUCACAAGCGUCUGUUUUCAUCCUUUAUUUUUGCUUUUUAUGUUUUGUAACCUAAGUUGUGUUGGAAAUUGUUGAACCUUGCAGUAAAUUCUGGCUUUGAACAAAGUCGCAUUAAAAUUAAAAGAAGA